Molecule: messenger RNA, 433 nt
Organism: Rosa rugosa (rugosa rose)
Lineage: Eukaryota; Viridiplantae; Streptophyta; Magnoliopsida; Rosales; Rosaceae
Exons: 3
Coding region: 86-433 (115 amino acids)
Source: RefSeq, a predicted model, not a curated record
GUUAUCUUGAAUAAUUGUUAAUUUGGGAGAUUUUUUUAAAUUGCAGGAGGGUAAUCCUUUGUCUUUCAUAGACAAUUGGGCAGCUAUGUAUCAAGAUUCAAAUAGCAAUUGGGUUAGUGAUGCUGCACGUGAUAAAUAUGAUCGACUGAAAAAUAAGAGAGAAGAGCAUAAGGAGAAACUAACCCUGGAGGCACCAGAGGGUACUCCACCAGAAUCUGUACAAGUUACUGCGCGUGAUGAGAUUCCAAUCAUGGCUGAAGAGUGUGGAAGGAAGGGAAAAAGAGUUCGUGGUUUAGGCUCGUUUCCUCGCAUGGAGCUUCCAACUGUUACAUCUUCAACAGCUGUGAGUUCUGAGAUGAACCGACGGCUAAUGCACCGUCGCAAGCUUAUUAGCGACGGCAAGACGUUGCCGUCGCAAGCAUUUUGCGACUAA